Molecule: messenger RNA, 3570 nt
Organism: Plectropomus leopardus (leopard coralgrouper)
Lineage: Eukaryota; Metazoa; Chordata; Actinopteri; Perciformes; Serranidae
Gene: ripor1
Product: RHO family interacting cell polarization regulator 1
Source: RefSeq, a predicted model, not a curated record
UAGGUGAGUGGACGAAGGAUUAACAACUGUGACAGAGGAUAUGGGGAAAGAGAAAAAGGGUAUUAGAGUGGGAUCGAGAGAAAAGUGAACUAGAAGCCCAAAAGAGGGAGCUGGUAGAAAGGAAAGUGAGAGAUCAGUUAGCACAUCAACUAAGAGUCCCCCCGGAGCGAGGACUGAGCGCCUGUGUCUGGAACUGGGUGGACCCCUCGCUAGAAACAUUUGACAUCAGCCACCGCAGCUACCAUGUACAGUGGAUAUGGAGGGAGUCCAUCCCGAACUCUCUCCACCAUGUCGCUCUCUGCUCGCCCAAGCAGACGCCUCACCACCAGAUCCAUCACUAGGAGCCAGAGCUUCACUGGAGUCAACACCUACGACAAGCCCUACAGGAGCCUCUCAGUGUUCAGCACUCCAGGUCUCAGCAGGAAGCCCAGCAGAGCCAGCAGGAUGUUCACUAUGUCCACCAAGUCCAACCCACCACCCAAGGUUCCUCAACCAGAGCGACUGGAUCAGGUCUACGAGGCGCUGAAGAAAGGCCUUCAGUCCUACCUGCAGGUUUAUCAGACGGACUUGGACAGUCUCAGCAGACAGAUGAAAGAAUCAAAGAGGAACUCCAGACUGGGUUUCCUGUAUGAACUGGACAAGCAAGUGAAGGUGACGGAGAGGUACAUCAGACGACUGGAGUUUCACCUCAGCAAGAUUGAGGAGCUCUACGAAGCCUACUGCCUGCAGAGGAGACUCAGGGACGGAGCCAACAAGAUGGUGAAGGCUUACACUGCCUCUCCGGGCAGCAAGGAGGCCAAGGAGAGUUUAGCAGAAGCCAAUAAAGGAUACAAAGAGUACACAGAGAACAUGUGUGUGUUGGAGAACGAAUUGGAGAACCAGCUGGGGGAGUUCCACAUCAAGAUGAAAGGUCUGGCUGGAUUUGCUAGAUUGUGUGCUGGUGACCAGUAUGAGAUCUUUAUGAGGUAUGGUCGGCAGCGGUGGAAGCUCCGCGGCAGGAUGGAGAUCAAUGCCAGGCAGGUGUGGGACAGUGAGGAGAUGGUGUUUGUGCCGCUCAUCAGUGAGUUCCUCUCUGUGAAGGUGACGGAGCUGAAGAGCUUAGCCAAUCACGUGGUUGUCGGAAGUGUUUCCUGCGAGACUAAGGACCUGUUUGCUGCACUACCCCAGACGGUUGCCGUGGAUAUUAAUGACCUUGGGACUAUUAAGCUAAGCCUUGAAGUCACCUGGAAUCCGUUUGAUAAAGAUGACCAGGGCUCUGUGGCAAGCACCGUCAACAAAGCUCCAUCUGUCAGCAAGAGAUUCUCCACGAUCUUCAACCAGAGUCCACCUGACACGCCAUCUUUACGUGAACAAGCCUUCUAUAACAUGCUCCGCCGGCACGAAGAGCUGGAGAACGGGACAGCGUGGUCCAAUUCAUCAGAGUCUUCUGAUGACUCGUCCAGUCCUCGGCUUUCUGUAGGAGGACAACGCAACUCUACACCUCAUAAGGGAGUGGUGGUGACACCAGACAUCCAGCCAGCUGCUAGCGGAAGUUCCUCCCCUCAGCCCGACAUCUCAUUUUGCCCCAGAGACUCCUUCUCCUCAACUCCAAACUCCACACACCAAGUCAGCGCUGUCAGUGACACAACCAGACAGCAAGCAGAGAGCAACAGGGAGGAGGAGAAAGGGACAGUCACUGUGAUGACCAAACCUGACACUGAGGACGAGGACGCAGUGAAACAGUCUCCCACAGCAGCAGCGGACGGUGUGUUGACUAACAGCCAUGCCUCACGCAGUUACUCGCGCUCUCUGAGCCACAUCAGUGAAAGCAGCGCUGAUGGCAUCGUGUUGACCGACAGGUCGGCCGAAGCAGGAGAGGUGAUGUCUUUGGCGUCAGGGCUUUCCAUCAAUGACAUUGAAAUGGAGAUGUCCGUCAGAACUCCUGAGCCGUCCAGCUCUGCCCCCACAGACACCGAGCUGUCAGCAAGGCUCGGUGUCGUUGACGAAAACACAGCAGCUGACGCUGUCACACAUCAACACCAAAACACAUCCAGCUCUGUCCCAACAUCCUCCUCUCGCAGGACCGAAGGAGCGGACCCUAACACUCCGUCACAAAUGAACUCACAGCCAGAGUGCAGCACUCCCGAGAGCGCUGAUGUGAUGUAUGUAGCCCGGCGGGUGUCGGUGGAGGAGGAGCUGCCGGGCGCAGGAGCAGAAUGUCCCUCCAGACAGGGCGACGGUCCAGUGGACAGUGGGCUGGAGGACGCCCUGGCAGCUUUGGUGUCCUCUUUGGAUGAUUACAGAGGACAGUUCCCUGAGUUACAGCUGCUGGAACAAGAACUAAAGCUGCUGCAGGUUACACUAAAGGGUGGUAGGCACAGCCGUUCACCCAGCGUGGUCAGCCUCACAGUGGAAACAGCUCUGGGCAGCUUUGACUUCCUCAAUGCGUCUGACUGGGAGGAGGACGAAGAGGAGAAGGCGGACAAGAGGAGUAGAAAUGGCAGGUCUCUGCAGGACAGAGGCUGGGACAGCCCCUCCUCCCCCUCUUCCCCCCUCACCACAGGCUGCUCCACAUUAGACCGCUCCCUGGUGGUCCACUUGAAGAACUGCAGCACACAGCUGUUGUGUCUGGGUAUGUUUGGUCCACUGCGGUGUGGAGAGAUGUACGCCUUGGACAGACUGCUGAGAGAGGCUCGAGUCCUCGAAGUCAUCCGACGCAUCUCCAGGGACAACCCGAGACGCCCCAGACAGCCUGCUGAGGUGGUACCACAGCUGGGCCUGUGCCUGGGUGCUGUGUCACUAUGGCAACAGUGUGUGGGGCAGGGCAGCGUGUACAGCACGUCUGCUGAAAACUUCCUGGUUACGUUAUCGACAGUUUACUCCAGAAUGCUGCCUGAGAAGGCCAGCAGCAUGGCCAACACAGUAUUCUUGAGUCUGAUUGAGCGAGUGCUGGAUCAGAGGUUACCACGGCGGGGCGGCAACAGAGAGGGAGUGAUGGUGACGCUGUUCCAGCUGUGGAGUUACCUGGAGGCUAACAGCAUCAGCGACAUGGAAACACACAUCACUGAGCUGGCAGAAGAAGUGUGGUUGGUGCAGAGCCUGGCGUCAUGUGACCAGGAUGUGAUCGUCCACACACUGCGGCGUCCUGCAGAGUGCAGCCUGAGGAGAGAAGGACUUCACGCUGUGGCCAAAUUACUGAAAGACCCCCGAGGCAAAGUGUCGGCGUCUGCCAGCUCUGUGCUGAGGAGCCUGGCUGCCCAGCCCAGACAGAGAGAGCAGGCUUUGGUCAACUGUCUGGAGCUGCUGGAAGAUGACAACUUGGACACCAGAGUGUGUGGCUGUAAGGCCUUGGCUUGUCUUAAGGCCAAAGAAAGUAUUGACCAGUUAGUGUAUCUCUGUCGGACAGACAAAGACGAAGUCCGAGAUGCUGCCAAACAAGCGCUGCUAGUGCUCGGCGAAGAGGGGAAGAUGGCCCACAGACACGUGGAGACGUCUCAGGACGGCAUACCAAGACUCUUCGCUCCAGGAAGCAUGGCCAGCACAGCUUUCUAACACCACACACACACACACACACACACACACACACACACA